This is a messenger RNA of Poeciliopsis prolifica (blackstripe livebearer), 3295 nucleotides long. RefSeq names its product solute carrier family 2 member 6 (gene slc2a6). Gene Ontology annotation, molecular function: transmembrane transporter activity. Gene Ontology annotation, cellular component: membrane. Gene Ontology annotation, biological process: transmembrane transport. The coding region runs from base 486 to 1979 and encodes 497 amino acids. The transcript is spliced from 8 exons. The record is from RefSeq and is a predicted model, not a curated record. NCBI's taxonomy places the organism in Eukaryota, Metazoa, Chordata, Actinopteri, Cyprinodontiformes, Poeciliidae.
CGUAUGAAAUGCUUUCAGGUGACAGCUUUAAACAGUAAUAUUUUGCGCAUUUUUUUUAUUUGUUUUUUCUUUUCACUGCAGAAGAAGAGCAAGAGUGUGGUCAGUUCAGCUUCCCUUCUAAAAAUCCUACAUAAACAGAUUUAAUUCUUUUUUUUUUACUUUCAGUUUUGUUUUGACCAGCUGUGAUCUCUCCGUUAGACUGAGUGAUUUAUGAUCUGCAGGAGAAUCACAAAAAGAAUUAAAGCGCUUCAGGAGGGACAUAUUAUCUUUUUAUCAUUAUUAUUUUGCUUUCUAUUGUUUUUCUAAAGUUGUUUCCAAGCGCACAACAGGGAUAUUGUGCGAGUGUCAGGAAAUCCAGUAUAACUUAGUUUUUUUUAAAUAAAGUUAUGCAAUAGCUCAUUUUCUCACAGGAAGGGAAAUCAAACGGUCACUUUUCUUUUUAGUAUUUAUUUAUUUUAAUCUAUCAAGCUGGUUCUGAGACAAAGAUGAACUCCGAGAAUACCCCUUUGCUGCGAAGAACUGCAUCAUCUCUCUCCCAGAUCAGUAACUCCAGAUUGUAUCUAGCCGUGUUCUCAGCAGUUCUUGGUAACUUCAACUUCGGUUACUCCCUGGUCUACCCGUCCCCCGUCCUGCCGAAGCUCACAAGUCCUGACGCAGACCCUGGACUCCGGAUGGACCCGAACCAGGCGGCCUGGUUCGGGUCCAUCUACUCCCUGGGUGCAGCAGCCGGGGGUCUCGGGGCGAUGUUGCUCAACGACCUGAUUGGACGGAAGAUGAGCAUCAUGAUGUCAGCGGUUCCCUCGACCGCUGGAUACAUGCUGAUUGGAGGAGCCAUGAACUUGUCGAUGCUCCACGGGGGCCGAUUCUUGACCGGUGUCGCCGGGGGCAUGACGGCCGCUUCAAUUCCAGUUUACAUCUCAGAGAUCUCCCACAAAAAAGUCAGAGGGGCCCUGGGCUCCUGCCCCCAGAUCACAGCUGUGUUUGGCACCCUGACGCUCUACGCCCUUGGCCUGGUGGUGCCGUGGCGGUGGCUGGCGGUGGCGGGGUCCGUGCCCGCCGUGCUGAUGGUCGUCCUGCUGGUGUUCAUGCCUUCCUCCCCCAGGAGACUCCUCUCCCUCGGCCAAGAGCAGAAAGCGGAGAAAGCCCUCCGCUGGCUGAGGGGAAGCAACUACAACACGAGCAUAGAGCUCAACGCCAUACAGCACAGCAUUAACACACAGGUGAAAAUCACCUGGACUCAGCUGGGCAAGCCCACCUAUUAUCGGCCAAUCCUGAUCUCGGUUGGGAUGCGUUUCCUGCAACAGAUGACGGGAAUCACGCCGAUUCUGGUUUUCCUGGAGCCGAUCUUUGCCAAGAGCAAAGUCUCCCUGGAGCCCAGGUACGAUGCUGCCAUCGUGGGUGCAGUCCGCCUCCUCUCUGUCGCCGUGGCAGCCAGCCUGAUGGACAAGGCAGGACGUAAAGCCCUGCUGUACACGUCCAGCAUGCUGAUGUUCCUGUCCUCUCUGACGCUGACCAUGAUCUCCCACACCACACCUUGCCCUUCUAUAAAUAUUACGGCGCCAAACUCCGAGCUGGGCACCACGUUACAGGCCAGCCAGGAAACGGCUUUGAGCUUCGUCCCGCUCAUCUGUACAAUGGUGUUUAUAUUCGGAUACGCCAUGGGAUGGGGACCAAUCACAUGGCUGCUGAUGUCAGAGGUGCUGCCACUGGUGGCCAGGGGCGUGGCAUCAGGCCUGUGUGUCACAGUGAGCUGGGUGACGGCCUUCGCACUCACGCACGCUUUCACCCUCCUGGUGGACGCCUACGGCCUGUACGUGCCCUACCUGAUGUUCACGGUGGUGUGCGUCUUCUGCCUGCUGUUCAACGCCGUGUGCAUCCCAGAGACUCGCAAGCGCUCGCUGGAGGAAAUAGAGAACUAUUUUAGGACUGGACGCACGUUCACCAUCAGGCAAAAUCAUCCCAGCGUGGUGUCCAGCUGAAAACAAGAGGGCAAUCCGAUCAAAAGGAACCGCUCUGAAAGUGAAGCAAUAAACGCUUAAUGUGGCUCAUUUCAGAUUAAGAACCCAAGAUAGUAAUUUUAGGGUUUUUAACAUAUCAUUUCUAAUCAUUGCUACAAAUCCUUGCAGAGGUAUUCAUCUCCCUUGAACUUUUUCAUAUUUCAUCACUGUACAAUCGCAAACGUCAGUGCAUUUUACUGGGAUUUAAUGUCAAAAACCAUCACUAGAUAGUGCAGGAUUUAGUUUUAAAUUAAAUAAAAAUAUUAAAGUCUGCACUAAAUAUGUAUUCAUUCUCAUUAGUUUAAAACUUGACAGAACCUUCAUUCUCUACGCUGAUUGUUCAGUCGUUGUGUCCACCACAUGUUUGUCACCUGUAGCUUGUGACAAACAGCUUUUUUUUUUCUUCACAUCUCUAUUCCACCAAAGCCAAACUUGUGAGUUGUAAGUAAUGCAAGCAAAAUGUGAAUAAGUUCAAGGAGCAUGAAAAUGUUUCGGCCUCACUGUGGCCCAAAGAGACGGAUCAGAUCGAUGACGGACAACAAACAAGAACCCGAUGAUGAAGCUCUUUCACACAGAUUAAAGCAUUUGUACCGGACCAACACAUCUAAUUUCUAUAGGGGAAUUUAAACAGUUACAUCGACUCAGGCCAAAAACAGAAAAUCAUGGCCUUGUUAGCUAAAUAAAAACUGAAGUAGAUACAGCCUGAGAGCUGCAUAAGAAAAUUACUGACUUCUUUCUAUUCCUUUACACCUUUACAUCAUUACUCUAGAGUUUUACCUUUGUCUGCUAAUUACUGUUACAUAUAACACUUGAGAGGUGUGACGUAAAUUUGCCAGAGCAACAAUUAUCACGUUGACUGUAGAUUUUAUUUAACUACACUAAUAAAAAUUGUAAAGAAAACUCUGUAUAAAUAUUUCAGAAAAAACAAAACUGCAGCAAAUGAAAAAAAUGCACUAUAUUAUGGUUCUACUUAUUUGCAACCAUGAAAGUUGGAAGUCUAAACAACUGAGCCAAACCGGAUCAUCUGGGCCGGCCAGGUCUGCCUAGUCACUUCAUAACUUCUCUUCUGUGAAUUAUAAUCAUAUUGGCCAAUCACAGCAGCUUCUGUUCUUUGUAAAUGUUGAAAAUGUUGUUUGCAUGAAGAUAUAGUUUAUAAAUGGCUACCGUAAACAUUUAGACAACGAAGACGGAAUAUGUACUCAUGAUAUGAAGUGAUACCAAGUUUGGUUGAAAGAUAAAAAACAGUUUAAUCAGUUUUUAUGUUAAAAUGAGAAAAUAAAUGGUCAUAUAAAUUGUUA